This is a messenger RNA of Cylicocyclus nassatus, 1766 nucleotides long. The record is from the annotation of a GenBank genome assembly. Lineage: Eukaryota; Metazoa; Nematoda; Chromadorea; Rhabditida; Strongylidae.
UUUUCAGGUAGAAAAUGUCCCUCGCCAGGACAACGCUGUUACCUUUGACGAGACGUGCCAUCUAUUCAAUGAUGGCUAGAUCACUCAGCAGUGGACAAGAAGCUGAUAUCGUCGUCAUUGGUUCGGGUCCUGGUGGGUAUGUCGCUGCGAUCAAAGCAGCGCAGUUGGGAAUGAAGACAAUAUGUGUAGAGAAAUAUCCGACUCUUGGAGGUACUUGUCUCAAUGUAGGAUGUAUUCCGUCAAAAUCGUUGCUUAACAACUCGCAUCUUUAUCACCAAUCUCAGCAUGAUUUUGCUAAUAGAGGUAUUGAGUGUCAAUCCAGCUUGAACCUUGAUAAAAUGAUGGAAGCAAAAAGAGCCAGUGUAAAGGCGUUGACCGGAGGUGUUGCUACACUUUUCAAAGCGAACAAAGUCACUCAGAUCCAAGGAGUGGGAACUAUCACCAGCCCUAAUCAGGUGCAAGUGAAGAAACCUGAUGGGUCAACAGAGACUCUGAACACUCGUAAUAUCCUCAUUGCAACAGGGUCAGACGUCACACCUUUUCCCGGUAUUCCAAUAGAUGAAGAACAGAUUAUCUCUUCGACCGGCGCACUGUCGCUCAAGGCAGUACCAAAGAAAAUGGUCGUGAUCGGAGCGGGUGUGAUUGGGCUUGAACUGGGAUCUGUAUGGAAACGACUAGGAGCAGAAGUUACAGCAGUGGAGUUCCUUGGACACAUUGGUGGAAUGGGUAUUGAUAUGGAAGUUGCAAAGACAUUCCAGCGAAUACUGGCAAAACAAGGCAUGAAGUUCUUACUAAACACGAAGGUUAUGGGAGCUAACAAAAGUGGUGGAAAUAUCACCGUCGAUAUCGAAGGAAAGGAUGGGAAGAAGCAAACGCUUGAUUGCGACACCCUGUUGGUAAGCAUUGGGCGACAACCAUAUACGAAAGACCUAGGAGUGGAGAAUGUAGGCAUCGCUUUGGAUGAGAGGGGACGAGUACCAGUCAAUGAGCGAUUCCAAACACAAGUUCCAUCCAUCUAUGCCAUUGGAGAUGUUAUAGCAGGACCUAUGCUUGCCCAUAAGGCUGAAGAUGAAGGCAUUUUGUGCGUGGAAGGAAUCUGUGGAGGACCUGUGCAUCUCGACUACAACUGCAUUCCAUCUGUAAUCUACACACAUCCAGAAGUAGCCUGGGUCGGAAAACCGGAAGAGCAGCUAAAGGAAGAAGGCAUCCAAUUCAAAAUAGGAAAAUUCCCGUUCAUUGCAAACUCUCGUGCGAAGACCAAUUUCGAUACUGAAGGAUUUGUGAAAAUAUUAGCCGAUAAGCAGACAGACAGGAUGUUAGGAGUACAUAUAAUAGGACCGAAUGCUGGUGAAAUGAUCGCUGAAGCUACUCUCGCCCUUGAAUAUGGAGCAUCUGCAGAAGACGUAGCCAGAGUCUGUCAUCCACAUCCGACACUAUCCGAAGCAUUCCGUGAAGCAAACCUACAUGCAUUCUUUGGAAAGUCAAUCAACAGCAUUUAGAAACUCAGCUUUUUUUGUUGAAUUUUGGUUUCUUUUCAUUUUCUCAAUUGGUGAACGUGCUUGUAUUCCGGGAGAAUAGUCUUUAAUUUUUCACGUGUGUUGUAUUGUGCAUUCAUGACGACCUGUGACUCUUUUUGAUUUCUUGGAGUUUAUCUUUGUGCUUUUGUCAAAUCCGAGUGCUAGAAAGUAACUUAAAUAGCAUAGCUAGGCUGUAGUUUUACGUUAGAUUGACGAGGUAGUUUACUUAAUAAAUAUUGUUCUCAGUUA